Molecule: messenger RNA, 309 nt
Organism: Aspergillus calidoustus
Lineage: Eukaryota; Fungi; Ascomycota; Eurotiomycetes; Eurotiales; Aspergillaceae
Source: the annotation of a GenBank genome assembly
AUGGCCUCUGCAAAGGUUAAAGCCCAGACUAUUAUUGAUGAAAAUGGCGCCGUGGUUUUCAGCAAGAGCUACUGUCCGUACUGCAAGGCCAGCAAGAGCCUUCUCAGCGAGCUAGGCGCAAAUUUCAAGGUCCUCGAGCUCGAUCAGAUCGACGACGGCGCUGCCCUCCAAGACGCUCUCCAGGAAAUCUCUGGCCAACGCACCGUGCCGAACAUCUACAUCAACCACAAGCACAUUGGCGGAAACUCGGACUUGCAGGCAAAGAAGGCUGAACUUCCUCAGUUGUUGAAGGAGGCUGGUGCUCUCUAA